This is a messenger RNA of Ceratotherium simum simum (southern white rhinoceros), 1515 nucleotides long. RefSeq names its product cyclin dependent kinase 2 associated protein 2 (gene CDK2AP2). Lineage: Eukaryota; Metazoa; Chordata; Mammalia; Perissodactyla; Rhinocerotidae. Gene Ontology annotation, cellular component: cytoplasm; nucleus; microtubule. The record is from RefSeq and is a predicted model, not a curated record. Gene Ontology annotation, biological process: negative regulation of G1/S transition of mitotic cell cycle; regulation of microtubule cytoskeleton organization.
CUCGGCUGUGUCGGCAACGACAGCAGCCCCAGCUGGACCGAGACCGGGCGGCGCGAAGCUGACGUACGGAGCAGCGCGAGUGAAGCGUGAGGGUGGCGCCGGCGCCCGGGAAGACCUCCUCGGCGCGGACCGGGCGGACCAGACCCAGGUCCGGGCUGCCGAGGCCCCGCCUCUCGGGUCUUGAGACUAAUCGGAUUGAGAGCGCGCCGGCCCGGCCGCGAACUCGCCAAUUGCCGAGGGCGUCGGCCACCGCCCAAUCCGGGGCAGACAGGUGCGAGGUCCGGAAGGCGGAGACCAAUCAGCAGCGAUUGCGGCCUGCUGGGGCCGGUCUCGGCCAAUGAGGAGGCCCGAGUGACACCUCCGUGAGCCAAUCGGGAGUGAGGGAGCGUUCGUGGCCGCCCGCCCUUCCGGCCUGAGCUGUAUUUACCAGGGGCGUGCAGCCGGUUUACCAAUCAGAGUGCGGCUGAGCGGCCAGGCAGCCAACCCCGGAGGAGCGGCCGGCCGGCGUCCGCCGCGCCCAGGAGUUGGGGAUGUCCUACAAACCCAUCGCCCCCGCCCCCAGCAGCACCCCCGGCUCCAGCACCCCUGGGCCCGGCACCCCGGUUCCUACAGGUGAGGACCCAGCUCCACCCCUGCUCGCCUGCCCGGGCGGUCGAGGUCUCGAAGAGAAGACGGCCUGAGUUCUGCAAUACUGGGCCUGCCGCCUACCUUCGCUGAGCCUCAGUUUGCUGGCCUGGGAAGUGGGCGUCGUCACCUGGGAGUGUCCCAUCGCCGUCGGGCUCGGUGCCGGGAGCCGCUGCCCCUUUCAGACCACUGUUUAACGACUUUGGACCGCCUUCCAUGGGCUAUGUGCAGGCAAUGAAGCCACCUGGCGCCCAGGGCUCCCAGAGCACCUACACAGACCUGCUGUCGGUCAUAGAGGAGAUGGGCAAAGAGAUCCGGCCCACCUAUGCUGGCAGCAAGAGCGCCAUGGAGCGCCUGAAGAGAGGCAUCAUCCAUGCCCGGGCCCUAGUCAGAGAGUGCCUGGCAGAGACAGAGCGGAACGCCCGCACGUAACAGGACGCACCUCCGCCUCGGCGUCUGGACCUUUCUCGGCCACUGCAGAGCACCUCCUUCUCCCUGGCCUUCACCCCGAGAUGCACUUCCCAUCCUGGGCUUCCUGUCUUGUGUCCCUUGGUGGGUGUCCUCCAGGAACCAGGGGGCAGCUCUCACUCCAGUUGGCAGCACUAACUGGGACCCCCACAAGAGUUAGCAGCGAGGUCACCGUGAGUUUCACCCAUGACCUGCCAACAGUGUUGAUCCCACUGGAGCCUUCUCCCUUCUGGGGCCCCCAUCACUCAGCACUUGCCCAGGACUCCCCACUUUUCCUAGACCCCUUCUCUCCCAGCAGGGCCUCGAAAGGCCUGCCACCUCCCUGCCUUGUCUCCUGGGCCAUAGUGAUUCUUUUCUCAGUGUGUCUUUUGCUAAAUAUGCCCUUUUUGUAUAAAUAAAAGAUAAUUUGGAGUUGUUUUCUCA